CGUCAUAUCCUGCGGUGAGAUGACGCCACUUCCUGCCGUGCGAGGUUGCUUAAGAGACCCCGUGGCCGAGACUCGUUCUCUUCCCCGGAUCCACUCUGCGAAAUGGCGGACAUUCAGACUGAGCGAGCUUACCAAAAGCAGCCCACCGUCUUCCAGAACAAGAAGCGGGCGCUUGUGGCUGAAGGCAGCAAAGAAAAGCUCCCCCGCUACUAUCGUAAUGUAGGCCUGGGUUUCAAGACUCCACGAGAGGCCAUCGAUGGGACCUACAUUGACAAGAAGUGUCCAUUCACCGGGAACGUGUCGAUCCGGGGGCGGAUCCUGACAGGUGUUGUGACUAAGAUGAAGAUGCAGCGGACCAUUGUAAUUCGCAGAGACUACUUGCACUACAUCAGGAAGUACAAUCGCUUUGAGAAGCGACAUAAGAACAUGUCUGUCCACCUAUCACCCUGCUUCAGGGAUGUACAGAAUGGGGACAGUGUGACUGUGGGGGAGUGUCGGCCUCUCAGUAAGACUGUACGUUUCAAUGUCCUCAAGGUCACUAAAGCCGCAGGAGCCAAGAAACAGUUCCAGAAAUUUUGAAUAUGUUUGUAAAGUAAAUCAGCUACAAUAAAGCUUUUGCGAACAGA
Carcharodon carcharias (great white shark) is the source of this 626-nucleotide messenger RNA. RefSeq names its product ribosomal protein S11 (gene rps11). Gene Ontology annotation, cellular component: ribosome; cytosolic small ribosomal subunit. The transcript is spliced from 5 exons. Bases 103 to 579 code for a protein of 158 amino acids. Gene Ontology annotation, molecular function: structural constituent of ribosome. Gene Ontology annotation, biological process: translation. The record is from RefSeq and is a predicted model, not a curated record. Lineage: Eukaryota; Metazoa; Chordata; Chondrichthyes; Lamniformes; Lamnidae.